Nannizzia gypsea CBS 118893 is the source of this 591-nucleotide messenger RNA. RefSeq lists its product as hypothetical. The transcript is spliced from 2 exons. Gene Ontology annotation, cellular component: mitochondrial intermembrane space; mitochondrion. NCBI's taxonomy places the organism in Eukaryota, Fungi, Ascomycota, Eurotiomycetes, Onygenales, Arthrodermataceae. The record is from RefSeq and is a predicted model, not a curated record. The coding region runs from base 1 to 591 and encodes 196 amino acids.
AUGCCAAAGACCUCGAUACAGCCGAAGCUGUCACCGCAGUUUUGUUUCAAUGAACGGGCAUUGAGAGACUUCCUACGAAUAUCUCGGUCGACAGUAGAUGACUCGAUAUCUCAGAGCUUGAACGCUCUGGUCACUCCGGCCAGGUCAGGCUUUGAUCCGUCGUCAACCACCGCCAGACAGACAGAACUACCUCGUCACGGCCAAGUCGAAGGAGCUCGAUGUCAGACUUUCAAGGACGAGGUCCUGUUCCCCUCCUGGCAAGCUAGGUCGGAUGUCCUGACGUACUGCGCCGGCGUUGCCACGAGUCCUGACCCUGACGAUCCAGACCUGCUGCUUCGACAGGAAGAGUCAGCGAGAGAUCGGGAGAGAGUGGUCGAUGAGAGGUUGGAUCCUUACUCAGCCAGAUUCUUCCCCAGAGAGCCGCGGACAGAGUCGCUCGCCCUGCUAAUACGGAACGAGCGUGGUGUGGAGAGGAUCGUGAGGUCUCGUUCCUGGGAUAUAGUCGGAGAACGUUGCGGGAACACCUUUGAGAGCUGGGAGGAUGCUCUUAAUCGCUGGCGGGCAACGCGUGAGCAAUCUCGUGGACUCUAG